AUGUCUGCCCCUGACUUUUUAACAGGAGCUGUGUCCAGAAGAUCUAGUCCUCCGAUUCACUAUGAACCCUAUAGCCCACUUGACCGCGUCUUUCAUACUGGGUCUAAUACUCCCUUGUCUCCAGCAAUACGGCCAGAUGCAAUCAAAUCAACCUCUAACAUAGUCGCGGAACCCAUCACCUCGGCAGGGCCCCGCGUGGGUUAUCAGAGCUUCUCUCCGGGAUCAACAGAGCCAGGCAAGCCAGCAUUACGCAACAAAUCGGGUAUGAUCCCGUGCUUUGCCGAUGUAAAAUCGGGCUCUUCAAUCCUGGCCGAGAAGCAGAAAGCCAACAGUGAUGCCUCAAGGCGAUUCCGCGGCCGCAAGAACGAAAUAGAGCAGCUCAAAGCCCAGGUAGAAUCCAAAGAUAAGGAUAUCCGUGCCCUUGUGUGCCAACGGGUCCAUUACCGUUCCGAGCGGGGCUACUUCCGGGGAUGCACCAGCCAAACAUUCAGCCAGGAAAGACCGAAUACUCCUGCUGCGCCGUCUACGAGUAGCCUUAACUUGCCAGAGAAUUCACCAAGCGUCCUUAUCCGAUCCAAACCUCCUCAUACCACAGAUUCAAAAGGAACAUACCCCCAUGAUAACGAGCUCCUUUGA
Molecule: messenger RNA, 636 nt
Organism: Penicillium hordei
Lineage: Eukaryota; Fungi; Ascomycota; Eurotiomycetes; Eurotiales; Aspergillaceae
Product: bZIP transcription factor
Exons: 1
Coding region: 1-636 (211 amino acids)
Source: RefSeq, a predicted model, not a curated record